Molecule: messenger RNA, 579 nt
Organism: Miscanthus lutarioriparius
Lineage: Eukaryota; Viridiplantae; Streptophyta; Magnoliopsida; Poales; Poaceae
Source: the annotation of a GenBank genome assembly
AUGGACCUGGGGGACAUUAGCAACUGUGACAGAAUUCAUGGCAAGUGGAUCUCUCAAGAAAGUCCUUUGCACAAACAAAAAUUACUUGACCGGCGCAAACAGAUUACUCUUGCUAUGGAUGCGGCUAUUGGAAUGGAGUACUUACAUUCUAAGGAUAUAAUUCAUUUCGAUUUGAAAUGUGAUAACUUACUGGUGAAUCUCAAUGAUCCAUCUCGUCCGAUAUGCAAGGUAUCUGAUUUUGGUUUGUCCAAGGUGAAACAAACCUACAAUGGUCUCAGGAAAGCAGUGAUAUUACAAGACUCAAAAGGUGUUAUGGUUGAUGUGUAUUCUUUUGGAAUCAUAAUGUGGGAAAUACUCACGGGCCAGGAACCAUAUGCUGGCAUGCACCAUGGUGGAGUUAUAGGAGGAAUUUUGAGCAACACAUUGAGGCCACCAGUGCCAGCAUCAUGUGAUCCACAAUGGAGGGAACUGAUGGAGCAGUGCUGGUCAAAUGAGCCUGACAAAAGACCAUCCUUCAAGGAAGUAGUGAGCCACCUCCAUUCAAUGCUAGAAGCCAACCAGAGCAGGCCACUAAUCUAA